Molecule: messenger RNA, 4190 nt
Organism: Hemiscyllium ocellatum (epaulette shark)
Lineage: Eukaryota; Metazoa; Chordata; Chondrichthyes; Orectolobiformes; Hemiscylliidae
Gene: thnsl2
Product: threonine synthase-like 2
Exons: 9
Coding region: 108-1541 (477 amino acids)
Biological process (GO): 2-oxobutyrate biosynthetic process; dephosphorylation
Molecular function (GO): pyridoxal phosphate binding
Source: RefSeq, a predicted model, not a curated record
AGACAGAGAGAUUAGUUGUCGUGCUUUGCAGCUGUCGCUGAAAAGUUGUGCUGAAAAGGUGAAAGUUUGGACAGUAUCUCCUGUUUGACUGCUGUGCGAAGAACAGAAUGAAAUACACAAGUACACGGGGUGGAUUGACCGGCGUGAACUUUGAGCAGGUCCUUUUCUCUGGCUAUGCCCCAGAUGGUGGCCUUUUCAUGCCUGAAGAAAUCCCAAGCCUUGACACGGCCAUCCUGCAGACGUGGAGCACUUACAGUUACCCCCGGCUGGUCGAGGAGAUUUGCUCACUGUUCAUUUCCAGAGACGAAUUGCCGAGGGAAGACUUAAGGGAUCUAAUUAGCCAGGCCUUCGUGAGAUUCCGACACAAGGACAUUGUGAAAUUAGCCAAACUGAAAAAUGAGUUGUAUGUGUUGGAGCUGUGGCAUGGUGUGACCUUCGCUUUUAAGGACCUCGCAAUGUCAUGUGUGGGACAAUUACUCCAGUACUUCCUGAGAAAGAGACAGAAGCAUGUCACUAUUCUAGUCGGGACAUCAGGAGAUACUGGCAGCUCAGCCAUAGAGAGCAUCCGAGGAAUGGAGAACAUGGAUAUCAUUGUGUUGCUUCCACAUGGCCGCUGCAGCCCGAUCCAGGAGCUGCAGAUGACAACGGUUAUUGAGGACAACAUCCACGUUUUUGCAGUUGAUGGAACAAGUGAUGAGCUGGAUGAACCAAUCCGGAAUGUGUUUGCUGACCUUGAGUUUGUGAAGAGACACAACAUAAUGAGCUUAAACUCCAUCAACUGGGCCCGCAUCAUGGUGCAGAUUGCGCACUAUUUCUACGCUUACUUCCAGUGUAGCCCGUCAAUGCAGAACAUUCCCCUCCCUUUGGUAGAGGUAGUCGUACCAACCGGAGCAGCGGGUAACAUCACAGCUGGAAGUAUCGCUCAGAUGAUGGGUCUCCCAAUUCGAUUGGUUGCAGUGGUCAAUGAAAAUGACAUCAUACACAGAACCAUUCAGAACGGUGACUUCUCUUUGGCUGAUUCAAUUAAAGCUUCCUUAGCGCCAUCCAUUGAUAUCCAGGAACCCUAUAACAUGGAGAGAAUAUUUUGGUUGUUGUCGGACAAGGAUAGCACCUUGAUCAAAACGCUGAUGGAGGAAUUCCAGAAACUGGGCAAAGCUAACAUGCCCGAUAUCUUGUCCACAAAGCUGUCACAAACGUUUGAUUCAUACACUGUGAACGAUGACUAUGUGAUUGUGACAAUGCUCCGUUGUUGGAAGGAGAAUGAGUACUUGCUUUGUCCUCAUUCUGCUGUCGCUGUCGCAUACCACUAUCAAGAAAUGGACCUGGACACCAGGAGCGUUCCCAGAUGUUGCCUAGCAACCGCUGCUGCUGUUAAAUUUCCGGAGGCCGUGCUGAAGGCUGGACUAACUCCGGAGAUUCCACCUGAAAUCCGUGCUUUGGAGACCAUGGAUACGCGGUGUACAGCAAUGAAGAGAGGAGAAGACUGGGAAAAGAUCCUCUACCAUAAAAUCGAGGAAGUUAAUAUGCGCAGAAAAACAUGAAUACCUAACCAGAACAUGUCAAUGUUCUUGGUUUCACCAAAGUAACAUUUGAUACUUCGACAGUGGAAGGUCACAUUUUCUAGUUCUACAUGGGUGUGUUUAGAGAUUCCUGUCCAAACCUCAAGGGUGUUCCAAAUCUCAUGAGACCUGCUGUUGAUAUGAGAUUGGGUUCAGAUGAAUUAACUUAUCGUCUCCAUCAGCUCAGCUUCUUCCCUGCUCAUGUAUUAUCGACAGUACACGAGUUAAUUGUCCUUGUUCUCAGGGAGUUAGUUAUUACUGAAUCAAUACUGACUGACAUUGAGGUUGUCAAUCAGAGAAAACCUCCAGAGGCAGAAUGGCAGCAUGUGGCAGUGCUACAGGAUGCUGUCGGUGUGGGUCUAUCCCUGUCCGAGUCACUGCCUUCUCUCUAGUCCAUAUGACCUAUCUCUGGACAGAGUCUGGUUCAGGACUGGAGGGGUUGUCCUGAGCUGCUGGCUACAUUGUGUUUCUCUUUUUUUGCAAUUUGCCAUUUUUUCACCUUCAAAACACCUCAUCUUCCUACUCUCCUUCAAUCCUGAUUUUCUCUUAGAAAUGUUGAAAUCUCCUCUCUGUCUCUCUCAGCACCUUAUUAAGGGUUCAUUGAGUCUCUUUAUAAGCAGUAAACACAACUGGUCCCUCUUGCCCCAUGGUGCAUCCAUUGGAGACUACAUCUUGACAAUUAUUUUCAAUGUCGAAAAGUGUGGCACUGGAAAAGCACAGCAGGUCAGGCAGUAUCUGAGGAACAGGAGAGUUGAUAUUUCCACAUAAGGCCUUCAUCAGGCAUUGCUGAAGAAGGGCUUAAGCCUGAAACGUUGAUUGUCCUGCUCCUUCGAUGCUGCCUGACCGGCUGUGCUUUUCCAACGCCACAGUUUUUGACUCUGAUCUCCAGCAUCUGCAGUGCUUACUUUGUCCCAUUUAUCGUCAAUGCCCAACUCACUGCAAGUUUCAAUCCUAGCCCUGCGGACUUUAUCAGUGGUUUAGCUGUCUCCAUCCCCCUCCUCAUGUCCCUCCAGAUGUCUGUUCUCUCCCGAAUGAUGUCCUUUCUAUCCGUGAACUUAUUAAGGACAAUUGCUUGGACAUUUUGGCCUCAUCUAGCUGACAGGUAGUGACCCAUUCCCUCAAAUUGCAGCUUUCUCACCUGAACCAACAGGACCUGUACCAGCAGCAAAUCAUAUUUCCAACCUCUUUUUGUGCUAUGCUAUUUUCUCCUCUUUGACCAUUCCACCUUGUUCCAUGGUCUCACCUCUCAUUCAAAAUUCCUAUUCUCUAUGGCCCAUCGAUGUGCUAUGCCAUAUCAGAACCUGAGAUACCUUCACUAUUGAUGUCCUCAGCUUCUGUGCCAAAUGAUCUCUUCAUACUUGGUGAUUUCAACCUUCAUUUCUGUGGUGCGUCAUGCACUGCUGUUACUGAGCAGUGGUGCAGUCGGUGGUGGAGGGAGUGCAUGUUUGUGAAAGUAGUGUCAAUCAAGCACGCUGCUUUGUCCUGGUUGGUGUCGAGCCUCUUGGGUGGUGUUGGAGUUGUACUCAUCCAGGCAAUUGGGGAAUAUUCCAUCAUACUCCAGUCUUCUAUUCCUCAGAAGAUUCUGGUCUUGAUGUAUUGAGGUGGAAGUGUAAAUUAGAUGUCUUUGAAAGUCUGAAUCUCUUUCAACUUGGAAUUAGUGGGCAGUUUAAUUAAUGCUCCUUACAACCCAAUACCUUGAAAACCUUUCCAGGCUUUUGGGAGACUCUGAGAUGACCCCUUAUGAACUCGGAGAGUUCAACUUUCAUUACACUUACUUUGUGUCCUGUCUUUGGCUGUGAAUUCUUUCCCUUGACUUUUUUGCCUCACUCUCACUGAUUUACUGCUGUUCGUGUGACUCAGCAUCAAAUGUGGUUGCAUGUUAUCACUCUCAUAUCUUGCAAUGUUUCAUAACGUUAAAGGCACUAUAUUUUAUCAAGCUGUUGAUUCAGGUGGUGUCCCAAUUUCUGGCAAGGAAUAGUCAAUGCCUUUAUGUUGCAAUCAUGAUGCACAUGCUCUUGUAGUAUCUGAUAAUUUCCCAGCCUAUUAUAGUUUAUUAAAUCCCUCCCAGACACUGUUUGCUCAUAUUUCCCUUCUACUUUAAUUGACAAUGUGCAUUGAACUGACAUGUCAGCGUCUUCCGCUCCCAUUGUGUAUGCGAGUAGGUGGAGUAGUAGGUAAUUGUCCCAAUACAACUUCUGAAGAUAAGAGAAGGGAUCCGCGGUAUGUGUUUCCCACAUUAUGGUAUCUGCUGAGGAUAGCCUAUCAAGAACAAUUGAAUGUGAACCUAUAGUUCCCAAAGCUCUACACUGGAUGUUCUCAUUUCAUGCCUGCUUCAGUUGUAGGUUAAUUAAUAGAGAUUAAUUACAUUCAUUAUUUUAGCAAGUCCUUCAUCAUUAUGUAAUGGGUGAUAGAAGGUGAGUUAGAUUGAUCAUUGUCUUUUUUUGUUAGACUAGGAGUUCCUCCUUUUGUUAAUAAAAAUCCAGCACUUGGAAAAUUGAGUUCAAAUAGCACACUGACCCCCACUGACUGAUUUACACUCAAUGUUGAAUAUCUUAAAAUCUCAACUGUGUGAACUAUAGUGUAUGGAACAGUAUAUUUGUAUUAAAAUUCUUGUUACCAUUUCACCCUGAA